This is a messenger RNA of Miscanthus lutarioriparius, 648 nucleotides long. The record is from the annotation of a GenBank genome assembly. Lineage: Eukaryota; Viridiplantae; Streptophyta; Magnoliopsida; Poales; Poaceae.
AUGGCAAGGCCUGAAGGGUCCAUUGCAGAAGCAUAUGUCGCUACUGAGUGCUUGAAUAUUUGCUCAAGGUACUUUGGUGAUGAUGUUGAGACACGACACAAUCAGGAGGGCAGGAAUAGAGAACGUAUUGAUAUGAGAAAAUGUGACAUUUCUGUUUUCAAGCAUGGAGUUGAGGUUCUUGGAGCACCAACAAUUACAUAUCUUGAACGUGAUUAUGAAAAAAUGGUUUGGUUUGUGCUAAACAACUACAAAGAGAAGAGGAAAUUGAACAAAAUGAAUCAAGUGACGAGGACGAUGAAACUAGAUGGCAAUAUGUCAGUGAAAAUGAAUUUCCAACAAACCCUCCCGAAGAUGAUGACAAAGAUAGCGAUUACGAGUAACCAAUGCAAAUCCAAGGGCCCUGACCUUAGCAAGAGUUUGCCAAGUACUGGAGGAUCAAGAGCUUCAAAGCGAGUGAUGGCACUUCAGGAGCAAGACCAACCAGCUAGAAUGACAAGGCAGAGGACAAAGGAAAAAUCAUCAGCUGAUGAAUUUUGCCCUGUUCCAACAACAGACCCACAAGAUGCUCCCACAGAAGAUGGGUUGAUCGCUCUGGAUGCUCAUACUCAAUCUUACAAUCACAACAACAUGACUGUACAAGGCAAGUGA